CAUGUCGGAUACUUUUAGCUGUUGCAAUCCGCUGUCACUGAAUCAACAUGGCGUCAGGCUACAUACUAAAUCGUGGUGCGCUAACGUUAGGAAUUCAUUGUCAGCGUGUUUGCAGAAACAUAUCAUUGUCACAGGUCAGAGAGAAAAAGAGAUGGAUGAAGGUGUACACAUACCUCAUGGCAAAGAAGUUAAAGCUUGACGGACCGCCACCACCGAAGCCACGGUCUCAACAGCCUCUGUGGGAUUACCACACAGAGGUUCAGGCUUUCAGCACCCGCCUUCAUGAAAACUUCUCUUUGGAAGUACUGAAAACAGCUUUCAUCAAUCCCUGUUACCUGCAGGCAGAGCAAGAGAGGAGACAGGGGUUAGGUGUGGACUCUGAGACCACCGCUCUUGUUCUGAAAGAUAAUGCUCAGCUGAGUGCAAAGGGAGUGGGGUUCACCAGGAGCUUCCUGACCGACUGGUGCAGGGCCAGCUUCCCGAGCCUGCCGAGUGAGGGGGUGGAGAGUAUUGUAGGGCACCUCACCAGUUCAGCAGUUGUGACAUAUGUAGCAAGAAAUCUCGGCAUUGAAGACCUAACCAUGAGUGCUGAAUUCCCUGUUCCUGAUGAUGUGCUCCACUCUACAUUCAUGGCAGUGAUUGGAGCUCUACAGGAGAGCAGUGGAGCAGAGCGAACAGGAUUCUUCUUAAGGGAUUUCCUGGUCACACAGCUGAUAGGAAAGGACUUGUUUGAUAUGUGGACAGUGGUCAACCCAAUGGGACUACUGGUGGAGGAGCUCACUAAGAGGAAUGUCCCUCUGCCAGAGCCUCGCCUCAUCAGAUCUGCUGGAGCCAGUACUGUCCUGCCACUAUACUUUGUUGGCUUGUACAGUGAUAAGAAGCUUCUGGCCCAGGGUCCAGGAGAGACACUUUUAGCAGCCGAGGAUGAGGCAGCUCGCGUGGCCCUCCGGAAACUCUACGGCUACACUGAGAACCGUAGGCCGCUUGACUUCUCUCCACAGCAGCAGCAUCAGCAACCAUUAAUUAAAUCAGUCAGCAGCAAUUAAUUCAGUAACAACUCUUAUGCGGCACCAGAAAAUCAUUUAAAGGGCUGUAAAACAGGGAAAGUGGCUUGAAUUUACUUGAGAGUACAGUAUGUCUUGUAUGAGGUAAGGAGAAAUAAACUAAGGUAGCCAUCUACCCUGUUAAACAUCAGUCCAACAGUGCACUUGUCAGGAUUGAUUCUGUUGGGUAUUUAAAUGUCAGUUUCCCCAGACAUACAUACUGUAAGAUCCACAUUUCCACUAAACUGGACAGUGAUCUAAGUAUUUUUUAAUUAAUUAUAUAACAUGGUCAAAGGUUAAGUCCACUGAUCUUGUAGCUUACCCUGGCUAAUGGUCUGCAUGUUCAGCAGUCCAUCACACAAAAUAUCACUGAUGUCUGGUUGUCCUUGUAAAUAAUACAAUUGCCAUGUGGUUUACUUGGUAUUCUAUUAUAACCGUUUUCAUCUGUCAUAAAGAGGAAUAAAUAUGUGUACAUCAUAA
Lates calcarifer (barramundi perch) is the source of this 1523-nucleotide messenger RNA. RefSeq names its product mitochondrial ribosomal protein L44 (gene mrpl44). Gene Ontology annotation, cellular component: nucleus. The record is from RefSeq and is a predicted model, not a curated record. The transcript is spliced from 4 exons. Gene Ontology annotation, biological process: regulation of gene expression; primary miRNA processing; rRNA processing. NCBI's taxonomy places the organism in Eukaryota, Metazoa, Chordata, Actinopteri, Centropomidae. Gene Ontology annotation, molecular function: ribonuclease III activity; double-stranded RNA binding. Bases 48 to 1046 code for a protein of 332 amino acids.